Porites lobata is the source of this 1599-nucleotide messenger RNA. NCBI's taxonomy places the organism in Eukaryota, Metazoa, Cnidaria, Anthozoa, Scleractinia, Poritidae. The record is from the annotation of a GenBank genome assembly.
CAUACGUUUAAAAUAAGUAAAUACAUUGGAGCAAGAAGAAGUAGCGAUGAUAAAUUUGUGAAACAAUUUGAAAAUCUUUUUAUAGUGCUAAACGAGAGGCACGAAGUUAUAAGUUGGCGUCUAACGAGAACCACGGGCUUUGAAGAAAUAAGGUCGUUACUCGUUGAGCUUAAGGAGCAGAUAGGUAAUACUUUGGAUGCAGUAAUAGUGGACGACUGUUGCAAAGUAAGAACACUCUACAGGUCAGUUUUUCCAGAUGUAGAAGUAAAACUAGACUUAUUCCAUGCAAUUCAACGAGUCAUCAAAAAGAUACCAAAGGGAUCUGAGUUUUCCAAACGAUUUUCAAAAGAAUUGGGUCUGAUAUUUCGAGCAAAUGGAGACUGCGACGAGGUCCGUCAGCUACCCACACCUGAUUGGAAAGUGGUAAUUGAAAAUUUGCAUUCUUUUCGUGAAAGGUGGAAAUCGUUCUUGAACAUGGAAGAAAUGAAGAAAGCACGUUUGGAACUCGACCACUUGAGCGUGCAUAUAAAAAAAGGUUGUUUAUCUGGCUUAAAACCGGGUGAAGGAACGGAAUCGAAUGAGAGGCUUCAUAACACAUUAAAUAAAUCAUUAUUAUGCGGUGCUACUACCACGGGUCCCGAAAUAGCAAUUGCUAUUAUAACUUUAUUAUUCUAUAGUAUGAACUGCAGGAAAAGCGCGAAAAAACAUAAGCAGAAUUCAAGAGUAAUUCCCUUCGUGCCACUCUUCUCGCAGUUCACGUCGAGGAACGUAAAUGAUAAAAAUCCCCACUUUAACACUACCAGUGGGGGAAAAGUCACGUUAGAUGACGCUUGGAAGGCACCAUACGAGGGAAAUAAAGUAUACCCAGACGAAACUGUUGAAGAAGCUGUAGUAGUCAUUGAAACUAUCGAGGACACUCUUAACGAGUCCAUCGCCAGUCUGCUUUUGAAAAACAUGUCCAAGUUGCAUUCGAUUUUAAGUAAAGUCAACAGCGAAUGUCGGGAUCGUUGUUUUAAUGCAUUUGAUAUUCUAAUAAUGCAAGUGGGUAGUAAACAAGUCUUAGUCAAUAGCUGCUAUGCUGAAGAUGACACAGAAAUAAGACACAGAGAAACACUGCAGCGAAAUCUCGACUGUUUUAGUCUCAAAAGGGAUGAAGUCGUCGGUGACGGAGAUUGUGCCUUUAGAACAAUUAUUUCUCAAGUGAGAAAGACAAACCAAUGGAGUGACCCAAAUUCAGCACUUUGUCAGCAUAUUUCGUACCUGGGACUUGGGAGAAGUGCCGACGAAGAUGUAAAUCAGCUCCGUCAACUUUUUGUCAAUAAUGUUCAGAGCAACGAACAUUAUCAAAUGCUCACUGGCAUUCCUUCUGACGAAAUGAACACUGAGACUGAAAGAUUUAGAGAACCUGGAACAUUUUGCGGUGAAGUCGGGGAUUUGAUUAUAAAAGUAUGCUCUGACAUACUUCAAGUCCCCAUAAUUGUUGUGACCAGUAUCAAUGGUUCCCCUUACGUGCCAUUCAUACCCGACGACGCACUGAUCACCAAUGCCAUCUACAUAGCAUAUACCGCAUUUGGUCCAGGGCACUAUGAUGGCACCCUU